GUGAAACACGUCACUGCAAUAUUCCAAAACCCAAACGAUGUCGUUUUUGUCUGAAAAAUUUGGUCCCACUUCUUACAUUCUUUUGGAGCCUCUGGUUCUUGAAAAUUGAAUUAAAAAUGGGAUUUUUCCUGCACAAGAUUUGCUCAAUUCUCCUGCACCACAACGACUAGAGCUAAAACAGAAAAGUAUUAUUUUUUUUUUAAUGAAUCCUAAUAAUUGAAAAAACUCAGCUCCAAUUCGUUUUUUAUUCAAUGGCGCUGCUUCUGUGCAAUACAAAUCCUCGCCUUUUCUCAUCGCUUAACUACAAACAACAACAAAAAUCAUCACUCAACAUUCGGUCAGCUAUCAGAUACUCUUCUCCUCCAAGGACAAAACUACGUCGUCUGUUCUAUCCUUUAAAUUGCUCUUCUUCUUCUUCAGCUUCUUCAAUUAACGGAUAUUUAAUAUCGGAAGAUAAUGAUAAUGAGUAUGAAGGAGAAGACGAGGAAAGAGGGGAGAAUUACGAGUUACAUGAAAGAAUUCGGAAGUUUUUCGAAUUCCUUCCAUCAAUUUUACCUGGUGGAAAUUGGUGGAGUUUCUCUGAAGAUGUAGAAAUGAAAUAUUUAGCUAAACCCGUCACCAUUUGGAAAGCUCUUGGUCGGAUGUGGCAGUUAGUCGCUCAGGAUCGUUGGGUCAUUUUUUUCGCCUUUUCGGCUCUUAUUGUUGCUGCGCUUUCCGAGAUUUCCAUACCGCAUUUCUUGACAGCGUCGAUAUUUUCUGCACAGAGUACUCAAAUUGCAGUAUUUCACAGAAACGUGCGUCUUUUGGUGUUGCUAUGUGUUAUUGCUGGAAUAAGCAGUGGCCUACGAGGUUGCUGUUUUGGCAUUGCCAAUAUGAUCCUUGUGAAACGAAUGAGGGAAACACUAUAUUCUGCUCUUCUUCUUCAGGAUAUUUCCUUUUUUGACUCUGAAACAGUUGGUGAUUUGACAAGUAGGCUUGGGUCAGACUGUCAGCAAGUUUCUCGGGUUAUUGGAAAUGAUCUUAAUUUGAUACUACGCAAUGCUGUACAGGUUGAUUGCCUAUCAAUAACACUCAAUGUGCUUGCAAGGUGCCUUAAUCUACUUGCUAAUUUUGUCUUGGCCACUUGGUUUAUGCACGUUGGUUAUAUGCUCAGCUUUAGCAGCUGUCAUGGUGAUAUAUGGCAUAAGAAGGCAGCAAAGUUAAUUCAAGAAUUCACUGCUUCUGCUAAUCAAGUGGCACAAGAGACAUUCUCUUUGAUGAGAACAGUUCGUAUUUAUGGAACAGAAAAACUAGAAGUUGAAAGAUACAAGCUUUGGCUAGAGAAAUUGGCUGAUAUAAGCUUGCGACAAAGUGCAGCUUAUGGAUUUUGGAAUUUGAGCUUCAACACACUUUAUCACUCGACUCAGGUCAUUGCUGUGCUAGUAGGAGGAAUGUCUAUUCUGGCUGGUCAUAUUACAGCGGAGCAACUGACGAAGUUUAUAUUAUACAGUGAAUGGCUGAUCUAUUCUACAUGGUGGGUGGGGGAUAAUUUAUCAUCUCUGAUGCAAUCUGUCGGGGCAAGUGAAAAGGUCUUCCAAUUGAUGGAUCUCUUGCCAAGUGACCAAUUUGUAUCGAAAGGAUUGAAGUUGCAGAGGCUGAUGGGACAUAUAGAAUUCGCAAAUAUUUCUUUUCAUUAUCCUUCAAGGGCAAAUGUACCUGUACUGCAACAUGUAAACAUUGUAGUGCAUCCUGGUGAAGUCAUUGCAAUUGUUGGUCUUAGUGGUAGUGGGAAAAGUACACUGGUGAAUCUCUUGCUUCGUCUUUAUGAGCCAACAAAUGGCCAGAUUUUAAUUGAUGGAUUCCCACUUGGGGAGUUGGACAUCAAGUGGUUGAGGGAAAGAAUUGGAUAUGUUGGACAGGAACCGAAACUAUUUCGAAUGGAUAUCAGUUCCAAUAUUAGAUAUGGUUGUACACGAGAUGUAAACCAGAAAGAUGUUGAGUGGGCCGCCAAGCAGGCAUAUGCUCAUGAUUUCAUCUCUGCUCUGCCCAAUGGUUAUGAAACACUUGUUGAUGAUGAUUUACUCAGUGGGGGUCAGAAGCAGCGCAUUGCCAUUGCCCGGGCUAUUCUUAGGGACCCUACCAUUUUGAUCCUUGAUGAAGCUACUAGUGCUCUGGAUGCAGAGAGUGAGCACAAUAUUAAAGGUGUUCUUCGAGCUGUUAGAAGUGACUUGACCACAAGGAGAACUGUAAUAGUAAUUGCACACAGGCUUUCAACAAUACAAGCUGCUGAUCGGAUAGUGGUGAUGAGUGGUGGUCAAAUAGUUGAGAUGGGCAGUCACAGGGAACUUCUUCAUCAAGAUGGCCUGUAUGCACGAUUGACUAGAAGACAAGCUGAUGCUGUGGCAUGAUUAUAUCUUGCUUUCACAUGUUAGCUAUUCCAUCUUGCAGUUUAAUUCGUUUUCUUCGUAAACAUUAUUGAGGCUCGAGCUCAUAUCUGCUAACCUAUCCAUUUAUCAUAUUUACCAAAUAUGUCUCGGAAUGAGAAAGCUAACACAAAGGAUCCACUAUAGCGAUUUCUGCAAAUUCUGUCGCCGCAAAGCAUGCAAGGCAGAGCACGAAAGGAAGAAGAAUCCAGAAUGCUUGCAACUCCUCUUCCCUCUAUCCAACUAUAAAGUGGAGAAUCCUUAGCCAUAUGUUUUAUAUACCCCACUCUGAUGCCUCAUUUUAUCUUUGAGAAGGUGCAUAUAGAAGAACAGUGAUUCAAAAGGAAAUGUAGCCCCACAGUGUAUUGAAACUCAUGUUGUAAUUAUAUAUAUAUAUAUAUAUAUAUAUAUAUAUUCUCUAGUUUACGUUCUUCAUUAUGAUUAUACUCUUCUGUUUACCACAGUUGAAGUUUAUGAAAUUGUAAACCUUCAUUCUGUAUAAGAAGCAGAGUUCUAUAGAA
Molecule: messenger RNA, 2923 nt
Organism: Ricinus communis (castor bean)
Lineage: Eukaryota; Viridiplantae; Streptophyta; Magnoliopsida; Malpighiales; Euphorbiaceae
Product: ABC transporter B family member 26, chloroplastic
Exons: 18
Coding region: 252-2387 (711 amino acids)
Biological process (GO): transmembrane transport
Cellular component (GO): membrane
Molecular function (GO): ABC-type transporter activity; ATP hydrolysis activity; ATP binding
Source: RefSeq, a predicted model, not a curated record